This is a messenger RNA of Schistocerca nitens (vagrant locust), 1034 nucleotides long. RefSeq lists its product as uncharacterized. Gene Ontology annotation, molecular function: protein dimerization activity. The record is from RefSeq and is a predicted model, not a curated record. The coding region runs from base 173 to 832 and encodes 219 amino acids. Lineage: Eukaryota; Metazoa; Arthropoda; Insecta; Orthoptera; Acrididae. The transcript has 3 exons.
UAAAGAAGCGAGUUUGGAUUUGGAAACUGCAAAGAUAACAACGCUGGUACGUUUUGCCGUGGUAGAAGAGUCUGUUCCAUCAUUGUGAACCAAUUGGCAGUGACAACGAGGUAAGAACACUUUCUAUAGGUUACUAUCCUUUAUACAACUGUUGAAUUACCAGAGUGCAGUUAUGUAUAUUGGGUUUCCUUUUCAGCUCAUGGCGAAAAUAAAAAGGAGAGCAGCACACUUCAUCACAGAGAAGUGCAAAAUUGAGGCUAUCCAUUACGUUGCCAUGGUUCUAUGGCCAUCAUGGCGUCAUUUGAAGAAACUCACAGCAGACAAAAAGCAAGCCGUGUGUGCUGAAGUUCGACGAUUGUACUCAGAACUGCCCAUCAAUGAGUCCAUUCAAGCAAACAGUGACCACGUUCUUCCCAUGAAAAAGUCCAGGAUGGACUGGAGUUCGGAUGAGGACGACGAAGAUGGACACACAGUUACUACCAAUGAACUCGACAGGUACCUUUCGCUCUCCAAAUCUGACUGUAGCUGUGCCGAAGGACAAAUUUUGCAGUGGUGGAAAACGCACGCGGUGUUAUUUCCAAGGCCGUCGGUAGCAGCCAGAAGAGUUGUCAGUAUUCCUGCCACUAGUGCUACCAGAGAGAGAAAUUUUAGCCAGGCCGGUCACCUGCUGUCCAGCAAAAGAUCGUGCCUGGAAUCAGACAAGGUCGAUGAUCUCUUAUUGAUCCAUCACAAUUACGAAGAAGUUCAAACUGCCAGCUGCAGUAAUAGCUCCAGGAACACAAAUGACGCCUGUGUAUCAGGGAGCACCAAUGACGAAAAACGAAUUGUAUAGUCAUGAUUCACUUGUAACGUUAUUUACAGGUCAUAAUUUGUUCAGAAAUUAACGUUUGUGCAACAAAAUUUCGUGAGUAUUACUUUUAACUCCGUCAUUUCUUCCCGAUCCUGCAUUCAAUAUUAGUACAAUGUAUACGUUGCCGAGUUUGGAGAUAGGCUACACAUAUUCCAUGAUUAGACUACUGUGUUCCCGUUUGUCU